Molecule: messenger RNA, 1698 nt
Organism: Nomia melanderi (Alkali bee)
Lineage: Eukaryota; Metazoa; Arthropoda; Insecta; Hymenoptera; Halictidae
Gene: ppk13
Product: pickpocket 13
Biological process (GO): sodium ion transmembrane transport
Cellular component (GO): plasma membrane
Molecular function (GO): ligand-gated sodium channel activity
Source: RefSeq, a predicted model, not a curated record
UUAAAUCAAAUAUGUAUUAUUUAUGAAGUAACAUACACUACAAAUCGAUUUACUUUGGUUACGUAGGCAGUUAAGCCGAGUCGUUUAGUGUACAAUCAAAGCGAGUUCGUUUCAAUAAAUUGGAAUGCCUGAAUUUUAUAAUAGUUCUGCGUGCCUUUUAUUAAAAUGAAAUAGAAUUAACGUAGAUACUAAAUCUAAGUUACGUAUUUUAGUUCAUUUUAUGUAAAAUGGUAAAUUAUAUCCACUAAUUAUUUUUAACUUGUGAUCAAAGAAAUUUCUCAAGACUUCUUUAAAGCAAGCAGUAAUGUGGAAGCGGCUCGCGUGGUGGUGGAAGAUCAUUAAACAGUAUUUGAGUAAUUGCAGCAUCCACGGUGUCAGAUACCUCGUGGAUAAUCGACUCUCGUAUCCGGAGAGGCUCUUUUGGCUGAUCUCCUGUAUUCUGUGUUGGUACGGAUGUGUCUAUAUGAUUGUAAAUGUUCUGAGGAACUACAUCUACUCUCCUGUGGCUGUGACCGUGGAGACUACGUACGUCGAUUGGGAAACACCGUUUCCCGCGAUCGUUUUCUGCGUUUCUAACACAAAAACCAUGAAAAAAGAUUACUUUAAACGGAAUCCGGGUAUGUUCUCGAAUUAUUCCAACCCAAAUCUGCUCCGGGCAACACCGGAGGAGCUGCUGUCCGCUUACGACAAGAUGAGAUACCCGUGCAUGGAUUUGUUGGCCGACUGCACGUGGAACAACAUCAAGUUCAAUUGUUGCUCGGAAUUCCAAGAACUGCGGAAAACAGGAGUUGGUUAUUGUCUCGGUAUGAACACAUAUCACCUGGGCGACAAUAGCGUGCGGUAUUUCAUCAAUCGGACCGUGAAAUAUGGUGACCUCAUCAUCGACGUUCACAUGGCCGCGAAAUCGAAGACGUUUCUCCUCACCGCAUUCUCAGUGCACGUGUUUAACAAUCUGCAGAUGCCGACGUUCAAAAAUUUAGAGAAGGACGAGAUACACAUGAAGGCCGGACGAACGACACGAAUUGAAUUUACGAUGUAUGAUACAUUCAACGGGGCUGGCGUAGAGAAUGUCGCUGUCGGGUAUAGGGAUUGUCGAUUCCGACAUGAAAAACGACGAGACAGCAUGUUUACCGUUUACAGCAGCGACACGUGUUAUCUCCAACUGAUCAUAGAGCGGAUGCUCGAGCUCUGCGGUUGCGUGAACUUCUAUUAUUCUGUACCGCGCGGGGCACGAGUAUGCAACGGGACCGAAAUGCUUUGUAUCAUAGCUAAUAAGGCGGAGAUUACGGCGCAAUCGAUCGAAGGUGAAGAAGAAUGCCUGCCCAACUGCGAUGGAACAUCCCUGACAAUAAAUCGAUGGGAGCCUCAUGAGUAUGAUUCACCAGGUCGGUCCUACUCACGGCUUCAUUUUACGCUGCUUAGUCACCCAACGGUGCGGUACCGGCGAUAUGUAGUCAACGAUGUGUUGGACGUUAUAGUUUCAGUUGGUAGCGCGGUCGGUCUGUUUAUGGGGGCUAGUAUUAUGAGCAUAUUCGAAAUACCAUACUGGUUGUUUAUCCGCCGUGACAAGAUAGCGUAACCAGAUGCCGGUAACCGGGGUACGCAGUUGGAUUCACAUCGCCUUGUUUCGUUUAUUGGAUAAAGAAAAUAGAAAAAUAAAAGAAAAGGCAAACAUAUCAUGUACGACGAUGAAGAUUA